GAAAAACAGGGCAUGUUAUGACACCAGGAUGCCUGGUGCAUAAGUGAGCAGGUACGUAGGCAUAUGCCUGGAUGUAGGCACAAUGUUUGAAGAUGCUUGAUUUCCCAAGGAAGCCUUGAACUUACCUGUAGAAGUCCUGCUAGAGCUUUUGAACUUUGUAAAAAUGCAGUUCAAAAUUCACCUCCUGCUCCAGAAGUACAAAUAAGGUUUUGCAACCAGCUCAUGAGAUGCUCAUCUUCCCAUUGCAACAUGGUGUCUCUGUCUUAAGAAAGAGUUUUUUGGAAAACAUCUGUGAGUUACCUGGGCUUGCAUGCUUAUGCUUGGUAGGUGUACAGUGCAGUACCCCUUAGGUGAACCACCUUCUAUUGAGAACAGCAUUGCCACUGUCCCUCACCAGGUGGGGACAACAGACACUGAGCAACAGCCACAGCAGCAAGAUGUCAGAGGUAGAAAAUACUUUCCGUAAAUUUGCAAUAUAUGGUGACACAUCUGCCAGUGGCAACGACAUGACGGGGAAAAACUUCUCCAAGAUGUGCAAAGAGUGUGGCGUGAUGGAUGGGAAAGCCGUGACCAGCACUGACAUUGACAUCGUAUUCAACAAAGUCAAGACUAAGGGUGCCCGCACCAUCACCUUUGCUGAAUUCCAGCAAGCCAUGAAGGAGCUCUGUGGCAAGCGCUUCAAGGGCAAAUCGCCAGAGGAAGCGCUGCAGGCUGUGUAUGGCCUCAUUGAGGGGAAGGAGCCCGGCAGCGUGGGUGCCACGAAAGCCACCAAAGUUGGUGGGGUCGAGAGGCUGACGGACACUAGCAAAUACACUGGCAGCCACAAAGAGCGUUUUGAUGAAAGUGGCAAAGGGAAGGGUCUUGCUGGGCGCCAGGAUCUGACAGACAACAGCGGCUACGUUGGAGCCUACAAGGGAGCUGGCACGUAUGACCAGAAGCACUAGGACUGAAACUGCUUAAGGAAACAAGGACUUUUCCCCUAUAACAUAGGAGGAGAAGCAAAUAAACAUUUCAUGCAAC
Pygoscelis adeliae (Adelie penguin) is the source of this 1020-nucleotide messenger RNA. RefSeq names its product tubulin polymerization-promoting protein family member 2 (gene TPPP2). Bases 438 to 944 code for a protein of 168 amino acids. Gene Ontology annotation, molecular function: calcium ion binding; tubulin binding. Gene Ontology annotation, biological process: microtubule bundle formation; positive regulation of protein polymerization; microtubule polymerization. The record is from RefSeq and is a predicted model, not a curated record. NCBI's taxonomy places the organism in Eukaryota, Metazoa, Chordata, Aves, Sphenisciformes, Spheniscidae. Gene Ontology annotation, cellular component: microtubule. The transcript is spliced from 4 exons.